AAGAUCAGCAGCCAUCCUGCCUGCACAGUGGGCAGUGAGCUGCCAGGGAGGCUGGGCUGCACACCAUCAGACCUAAGGGCAUGGCCCCCAACAGGGUCCUCCGGAAGGUGGGAGUGGUGGGCUACGGCCGCCUCGGACAGUCCCUGGUCUCUCAUCUCCUGGCUCAGGGAUCUGACCUGGGUCUUGAGCUGGUUUUUGUCUGGAACCGUGACCCGGCCCGAAUGGCAGGGAGCGUACCCUCAUCCCUGCAGCUCCACGACCUCACUGCCCUUGGGGAAAGGCACCCUGAUCUUGUGGUAGAAGUGGCUCAUCCCAAAAUAAUUCACGAAUCUGGGGCCCACAUCCUGCGCCAUGCCAAUCUGCUGGUGGGCUCCCCGUCGGCCCUGGCUGACCAGAGCACACAGCAGCAGCUCCUGGAUGCCUCCCACCGCUGGGGCCAUGCUGUGUUUGUGGCUCGAGGAGCCCUGUGGGGCACUGAGGACAUUUCGAGAUUGGAUGCAGCUGGGGGCCUCCAGAGCCUGCGAGUCACCAUGGCCACACACCCAGAUAGCUUCCGGCUGGAGGGACCCCUAGCUACAGCCCGCAGCACUGGGCCACGCACUGUGCUCUACGAAGGCCCCGUCCGUGGCCUCUGCCCCUUUGCUCCUCGAAACUCCAACACCAUGGCAGCAGCUGCCCUGGCUGCGCCCAGCCUGGGCUUUGACAACGUGAUCGGGGUGCUUGUGGCGGAUGUCAGCCUCGCGGACGUGCAUGUGGUGGACGUGGAGCUGAGAGGACCCCCGGGGCCCACGGGCCGGAACUUCACUGUGCACACCCACCGGGAGAACCCCGCGGAGCCAGGCGCUGUCACCGGCUCUGCCACGGUCACCGCCUUCUGGCGCAGCCUCCUGGGCUGCUGCGAGCUAGCCUCCAGGCCAGGGAUCCACCUCUGCUGAGACCCCACCUGCACCCUGGAAGCCAUCCUACCGCUGCUCACUUCUGCCCUGGCUGCACUUUCCAAAAGCUACCUCCUUUCACAGUAAAGCAC
This is a messenger RNA of Octodon degus (degu), 1027 nucleotides long. It is a transcript of the gene Aspdh, whose product is annotated as aspartate dehydrogenase domain containing. NCBI's taxonomy places the organism in Eukaryota, Metazoa, Chordata, Mammalia, Rodentia, Octodontidae. The transcript is spliced from 7 exons. The record is from RefSeq and is a predicted model, not a curated record. Gene Ontology annotation, biological process: NAD+ biosynthetic process. Gene Ontology annotation, molecular function: NADP binding; L-aspartate dehydrogenase [NAD(P)+] activity. Bases 81 to 935 code for a protein of 284 amino acids.